GGGUGGGAAAGUAAAACGCAAGAAAAUUGAAAGCAAAUUAGGGUGGGAUGUGAGGUUUUAAGUCUGUCAUAUUUUCUUGGGGUUCAUUGCUAUAAGAAGGCAGGGUUUAGGUCUAGAGCGAGAGGUCUCUUGUUCGUGGGUAGGCGGUGUCAUUGGGAGAUAUGAAGUGAAAUGGUAGGGUAAAGGCAGGCAGUGGAGAGCGAUGGGAAGGUUCAGUCCAAGGCGAAGUAGGAGGAGUCGUAGCAGGAGUUACAGUCCGCGAGGGCGUGGCAUUAGUAGAAGUAGAAGCGGGAGCCCUCCCGUUAGAAGGAAAAGAUACGAUGACCCAAGGGACAGGUACAGGGACAGGGAAAGGCACAGCAACAGGUUUAGAGACAGAGACAGGCGUUCCUCCGGUCCUUCUGGCCUUCUCAUUCGAAACAUCUCUUUGGAUGCCAGGCCUGAAGAUCUUAGGAUCCCCUUUGAGCGCUUUGGCCCUGUGAAGGAUGUUUACCUUCCAAAGAAUUACUACACUGGGGAGCCUAGGGGCUUUGGAUUUGUAAAGUUCCGAAAUCCGGAUGAUGCAGCUGAAGCCAAGCAACAAAUGAAUCAUCAAAUCAUUGGUGGCCGUGAGAUUACAAUCGUCUUUGCUGAAGAAAAUAGAAAGACUCCACAAGAAAUGCGCGUGAAUGCACGUGUAAGUGGCAGGUAUAUGGGAGGAAGUUUAAGAAGGCGUACACCACUGAGAUCUCCAAGACGUCGAUAUCGUUCAUAUUCCCGUACCCCUACUUCUCCCAGGCAUGACUCAAGAGACAGGGGUAGGGAUGACUACUAUUCUGAUCAGAGAUCCCCCUCACCACCCUCAGAUAGGGAGGAGUACAAGCCAAGACGCAGGUCAGUGAGUCCCAGGUCCCUCUCACUCUCAGAUCGCGAUGAAAGGGAGGAGUAUAAGCCACGACGCAGGUCACCAAGUCCAAGGUCUCUCUCACCAUCAGAUCGUAAUGAGAGGGAGGAGUAUAAGCCACGAUGCAGCUCACCAAUUUCAAGAUCUCUCUCACCAUCAGAUCAUAAUGAAAGGGAGGAAUAUAAGCCACGUCGCAGGACACCAAGUUCAACCUCCCCUGCUGAUCGGGAUGAAACAGAGGAUUACAGGCCAAGACACAGGUCACCGAGUCCAAGGUUCCCCUCUCCAGUUCGAGGGGAUUAUAAGUCACAACGCGGAUUACCGAGUCCUGAUGAGAAUGGGAGUCGUCCAGGCAGGUCGACUCGUUCUUACAGCAAGUGUCAUUUCUUCUGCAGCAGCCCUUCCUGAUGGUUGGUGGUGCUGGGAGAUCGAGCUGUGGAAGCAUGCGAGCUCACACUUAGAAAUAGGAGUUGGCUUUGCUUUUCCGUAGAAACUUUUGUUUCUUAGCUACAUGGUUUUGAGGGAGUGGAUUGGUGGUAGGUCCGCUUUUAUAAUCUGAUGAGAUUACUCCCUGUUGUAUGUUCAUAGUUUAAUUAUGAAACGCUAUAUAGUUAUUUUUCUUUUUUAUUUUUAUUUUAUUGUUAUGAAUGGAAGAACAUCUUCUGACUCUAAAUAUAUUGACGCAUAUGAGAUUGUUGUUGAGCUGAACUAUAUUCAGGAUAACUUAGGCAUUUCAGAUCUUUUACAUUCGUGUAAAUGGCUACUUCUAUUAGAACAUGAAAAGCUCGCUGUUAGAUGGGCCUUCCAUUGUU
Molecule: messenger RNA, 1695 nt
Organism: Amborella trichopoda
Lineage: Eukaryota; Viridiplantae; Streptophyta; Magnoliopsida; Amborellales; Amborellaceae
Source: RefSeq, a predicted model, not a curated record